This is a messenger RNA of Juglans microcarpa x Juglans regia, 1062 nucleotides long. RefSeq names its product UPF0235 protein At5g63440. The record is from RefSeq and is a predicted model, not a curated record. The transcript has 7 exons. The coding region runs from base 66 to 764 and encodes 232 amino acids. Lineage: Eukaryota; Viridiplantae; Streptophyta; Magnoliopsida; Fagales; Juglandaceae.
GUGAAACGACACAGUGUUGAAGCAAAAGUCUUUUCCUAGCUCUCGGAGGGAAGCAGCGGGGAAGAAUGCCGAAGAGGACGACGCAUACGUACUCGAGCGAGGACGCCGCUCCAGAUGGACCGGAUUCCGAUCUCUUUGUCUAUUACUGCAAGCACUGUGGCUCUCACGUCCUCAUAACAGAUACCCAGUUGCAGAAAAUGCCCAAAAGGAAGACUGACAAAGCAUAUGUGUUGGACAAGGAGAAGCAUCUUGCAAGGUUAAAUAUCAAUGAGGCAGGCAAAAUUCUCUUGAAACGGGGUGAAGGGAAACUGGAGAAGCAAUUCCGAAUGAACUGUAUGGGUUGUGAACUCUUUGUCUGCUAUCGCUCAGAAGAAGAUCUGGAAACUGCUUCUUUCAUUUAUGUUGUUGAUGGUUCACUUAGUACAGUUGCUGCCGAAACUAACCCACAGGAUGCUCCUGUUCCACCCUGUAUAUCCCAGUUAAAAGGAGGACUUGUUCAAGUCGCUAUAGAAGUUGAAGAUCGUGCCCAACGUUCAGCAAUCACAAGAGUAAAUGCGGAUGACGUCCGUGUUACUGUAGCUGCACCUGCAGCUCGUGGGGAAGCUAACAAUGAACUUUUGGAAUUCAUGGGCAAAGUGUUGGGUCUGAGACUGAGCCAGAUGACUCUUCAGAGAGGGUGGAAUAACAAAUCAAAACUCCUUGUGGUGGAAGAUCUGUCUGCUAGGCAGGUAUAUGAGAAACUCCUGGAAGCCGUGCAACCUUGAAACUCUUAUAUUGGGUUUGAGAAUUGCAACAUUGUUGAUUGUUGUGUUGGAAGUUAUGGGCCGUCUUGUAUUUCAUUUUACUUAUCAAAAAAAAAAAAAAAGUUAUGAGCUUUCUUGUAACGUAUAUGUACUACUUUAGACUAAACUUACAUUCUGAUGUUCUUCUGUCUCUGUACUUUUCCAUUUUUAAGGUCUUCUGAUUGAUUCAGAACUUACUCUACCGUAUCCAUCUAUUUAUUUGAGCCAGUCAAUCUAUAUAGAUGGUCACGAUUCUGUCAAAAAUGAAUUGAGUCAAUCU